AUGCGUUCCUCGCCUUAUGUCCCGACGUGCCUAAUCUCUUCCGGUCGUUACAUCCGCAUCUUGGAGUGGAAACCGGUGGAAGAUGAAGUAAGGCUCCGGUUGUCCUCCUUAGAGUAUGGGAGGUCGGGGCUGCGGAAUUGGGAUGCGGGGCGGGAGGCGAAGCAUCCGAGGGGGCGGGAGUCGCGAAGCCCGGACGGCGCCGAGACUCUUCCAGGGGAGCCCUACCCGUUGACGAAAUUGAAGUUAAUCAAGGAACUCAAGGAGCGAGAGGUCCAGCUGGGGGUGGCGGAGAAGGUGUCCUGGCACACCGAGUACAAGGACAGCAGCGCCUGGAUCUUCUCGGAUAACAGUACACUAUAUGGUGAGAUUGUUAACAUAAAUCUGGUACACAAUAAGAAGACUGGGAAAUCCAAGGGAUUCUGUUUCCUUUGCUAUGAAGACCACCGGAGCACAAUUCUGGCUGUUGACAAUUUUAAUGGCAUCAAGAUCAAAGGACGAACUAUUCGAAUGGAUCAUGUGUCUAACUAUAGGGCUCCUAAGGACUCAGAUGAAUUGGAUGAUGUGACCAGAUUGCUUCAGGAGAUGGGUUGUGGAGCACACAAGCCUCCAAAAUUUUCAGAUGAGGACUCUGAGGAUGACAAGCCCACAAAAAAAAAACGCAAAAAAGGUAAAACAAAAAGGAAAAAAGUAAAUGAAGAAAAGCGGGAGGUACAGCCCGAUGCACCAGUCUCCUCUUCAUCACCCAGAAGCAAGAUGCUAAAGGAAAACAAUUCCCCUGACUGUAAAAAGUUCAACAGCAAGAACUCAAAAAAGAUUCAGAAGUCAGAAUUCAGGGAGGGGCAGAAGCAGCCGGAGCAGAGACAGGGAGCCAAAGAAGGAAAAGACAGGGAGCCAAAGAAGAAGAAGCCCAAACAGGAACACAGGUCCUUAAGUAUGACGGAGGAAAGGGAAGAAAAGAACAGGGAUAGGGACAGAGAUCAAAGGUCAGAUACCCACAUUGGCUGGCAGGCACAAGGAGCAUUCUAA
Messenger RNA from Sorex fumeus (smoky shrew), 1026 nucleotides. Its product is annotated as RNA-binding motif protein, X-linked 2-like. Lineage: Eukaryota; Metazoa; Chordata; Mammalia; Eulipotyphla; Soricidae. Gene Ontology annotation, molecular function: RNA binding. The record is from RefSeq and is a predicted model, not a curated record. Gene Ontology annotation, biological process: mRNA splicing, via spliceosome. The transcript has 8 exons. Gene Ontology annotation, cellular component: catalytic step 2 spliceosome; U2 snRNP; precatalytic spliceosome. Bases 1 to 1026 code for a protein of 341 amino acids.